Panthera uncia (snow leopard) is the source of this 1926-nucleotide messenger RNA. It is a transcript of the gene GNGT2, whose product is annotated as G protein subunit gamma transducin 2. NCBI's taxonomy places the organism in Eukaryota, Metazoa, Chordata, Mammalia, Carnivora, Felidae. The transcript has 4 exons. Gene Ontology annotation, cellular component: heterotrimeric G-protein complex. The record is from RefSeq and is a predicted model, not a curated record. Gene Ontology annotation, biological process: G protein-coupled receptor signaling pathway. The coding region runs from base 1156 to 1365 and encodes 69 amino acids. Gene Ontology annotation, molecular function: G-protein beta-subunit binding.
UGGGGAGUGGAGGUGGAUUUUCCACUCAUGGAAGGGGAGGAAAGGGCAGAGGGUGGGGGUUUCCUUGGGAAGCUCAGGGAUGAGUCACCAAGGGCCUGGGGAGUGGAGGGUGGUGAGGCUAUGGAGACCAGUCGUGCUGGGGGCCGUAGGGUGUUGAGCAACAGUGGAACACAGCCAGCACAAGAGGAGUCGGCUCAGACACGGGGAAGACACAGCCAGAGGCCCCCUGAGAAGCGUUCCCAAGCCUCUGAAGGCUUAUGUGUGAAGGAGACCUGGGGCCCAUGCCCUGUGCCUGAUGGAGGUAAGACGAGAUGACGCGGGAGGGACUCCGAUUAGACAACAGGAAGGAGUUGGCUUUGAGAAGCACCAGGUGUAAGAUCCAGAUUAGCCUGUGGAUUUCAGGAAGCAUCGGCAGACAGAGCAGCGAGCUGGUCUCAAGAGGUGCGUGCUUUCCAUCCUGCGUGGACAGGGUGGUUGGACUGGAGGCCUGCAGGGCCCUGGCCUGCCCUUAAAUUCUUAGCACUCGCAGCUGGGGGUGGGGCUCGGCGUCUGGAGCCGGUGGGGGGGUAGUCAGGGUGGACUCCAGCCUCCUCCCAGCCCCUUCCAGCGUCCCUUGCGUCAACCCAGAGGGAGGAGAAGAAGAUCCCUUACUGGCCAUAUUGGUGUCUCCGGCAUCUGCUUCUCGACAGGGUCCCUUUGUCGUGGGACAGGUGUCGGCCUGAGCCGGAGCUCAGGAUCUACGAAACAGCAUAGCCCUUAGGUGGUUCAGGAAGGAGGCCAAGAGAAAUAUCAGGAUGUGGGCCCCGUGCUCAGCGAUUGGAGAGGGAGACCCGCACUCAGGGCUCAGAGGGACACGUGAAGGCCAAGAAGCACGGACCCGGACGUUAGAGGUGGCCGUGGCCCCAAGUGCUGGCAGGCACAGCCUCCUAAGUGAGGAGUCUGUUGUUUGCAGUAAGCAAAGGAAGGACUGGACGAGCUGCAAGGAACUUGUGAGGUGUUAUCACAGGGCUCCAGGGGGAGACACCACCGUUUCUUGGACCAUCUGCUUUAUCUGAAGACUUCCAGCUGAUAAGCGGGGGAAGCUCAAACACUGUCUUGUCUGAGUCGGGGACUUGAAGUGCACAUUCUUUCCGGGCAGGUGUCCCGGGGGGCAGGAUGGCCCAGGAGCUCAGCGAGAAGGACCUGUUGAAGAUGAACGUUGAACAGCUCAAGAAGGAAGUGAAGAACACAAGAGUUCCGAUUUCCAAGACGGGAAAGGAAAUCAAGGAUUUUGUGGAGGCUGAAGCAGGAAAUGACCCUCUUCUCAAAGGCGUCCCCGAGGACAAGAAUCCCUUCAAGGAGAAAGGGGGUUGUGUGAUAAGCUGACGGCCCUGGGGCCCCCUUGCCCUGAACAUCAGUCCCUCCUCAGCCCCACUCUCCACCAGGACACGAGUGUCCCCGGACGCCCAGGGAGCCAGGCAGUUUUCACCAUCUCUGGGCCACAGCAUGAGUAAAGACACCUGGCCGUGCACUUGGGGGUCCGUUCCCCAACCCCUUCGACUCUCCCCUCCUCCACCUGCUGGGUCACUGCUGGUCCCGCCUGGAGACCCUCUGAGGAGAGCCUCCUUGGCUCAGCAGCUGGCACCUUGUGCGGUGGGGGUCUGAAGAGCGUGCGACACCCUGAGACCCGAGACGGGAAUCCUUAGAGACAUUUACUCCUCCACAGGGCCGUCCUGUCUUCCCCUCCACUGUCUUCCACAAACCGGCAUUCCUAUUCAGAGUAGUUUGGGUUGAGGGCCGGAGUAGGGGGUGGGGGGGGGGUCCUUCUUCUCUUUCGUGUGUCCGAUCCCUUGGUCCUCCCCCUAGUCACUUUAGAUCGCCCCAGAAGGGCUUGAGGACAAAAAGAGCUUGGCAACUCAUGAUGUCAUGAUUUCUUUCAUAUUCCUU